AUGUUACGCUUGGUUGGAUACGGCAGCCGAGCGGCGAUACGGCCGGCAGCGGCGGCGCUCGCUCCCCUCCGAGGGGCACGGGCACCCCAGCUCCGGUUCAACCUGACCCAGCUGGCCCUGGCUCUGGCCCUGGCCCUGGCGCAAGCGUCGUCACCGGUGGCGGAGAAACUCCACCACUUAGAGGACGAGAUCCUGGACAAGUUGCUUGGCUUUGACCACCACCCCACCGCUAUCCCUGAGACCACCUUGCACAGCGACCAGAUCGGCUACUUGGAGCUGAUUGGCCUCGCCCAAGGGUGGGGUCCCACGGCGAUGGUGGAACGGCUUUUGGAGGCGGCCCACGUGUACACGGGUUUGCCGUGGUGGGCGACGAUUGUCGUCGCCACCGUGGCCGUGAGAACGGUGAUGUUCCCGUUGUACGCCAAGGCGCUGGCCAACGCCGCCAAGAUGAUGCCGGUGAAGCCCGAGCUUGACGCGGCGAUGCAGGCGAUGAGAGAGGCGCUGCUGCCCCAAGAACAGUACCAGGCGAUGAACCAGCGUAAGCAGAUCCUCAAAAAGCAUGACAUCCACAUGCUGCACCAGAUGUUGCCCGUGCUCCAGUUGCCGGUGGCCUACGGGUUCUUCCAGGCGUUGAGAAAGAUGGGUAACGCCAACGUCGAAGGGUUUGAGACCCAGGGGACGGCGUGGUUCACCGACUUGACCCAGGUCGACCCCUACUUGGGGUUGCAGGCGAUCACUGCCGCGGUGGUGAUGUUGAUGAUCAGAAAGGGGGGUGAGACCGGGGGCUCGACCAUGCUGGAGCCGGUGAAGAAGCUCAUGAUGGCGUUGCCGAUCGCGUCGAUCUUCAUCACCAAGUCGUUUUCGGCGGCGGUGGUGCUCUACUUCUGCACCAACUCGGUAUUGUCGUUGGUGCAGACGACGCUCUUGCGUCUGGCUGGCUUCCGCAAGUUGUUGAAGUUGCCGCCGAUGGUGGCGCCGCCCGUUGUCGAGGGCGCUCCCAAGCUGCCCCAGACCAUCAGCGAGUGGUACCAAGGGUUCGUGAAGCGGCUGAAGGACUCGGCGAUCAAGCUGGCCCGCGACACCAACAACAAGUUGGAGGCGUUGCACAAGAAGCGCGAGAUGUCGACGGGGGGUUUUGUCAAACGCCACAAGAAGUAG
Diutina rugosa is the source of this 1158-nucleotide messenger RNA. Its product is annotated as membrane insertase. Gene Ontology annotation, molecular function: membrane insertase activity. Gene Ontology annotation, cellular component: mitochondrial inner membrane. Lineage: Eukaryota; Fungi; Ascomycota; Pichiomycetes; Serinales; Debaryomycetaceae. Gene Ontology annotation, biological process: protein insertion into mitochondrial inner membrane from matrix; mitochondrial respiratory chain complex IV assembly. Bases 1 to 1158 code for a protein of 385 amino acids. The record is from RefSeq and is a predicted model, not a curated record. The transcript has a single exon.